AUGACUUCAGGAACGCUGAGCUACACGUUCUUCAACUGCGAGGACCAGGAGAUUGUCAUGCUAACUCGAGGUCGACGCUGCACAGGUAACGAUACCAUUGUGGACAGUGAAUGUACGACGGUAUUUGUCGACGACUACCGAUACGAGCGCGAGAUGCUCGAGACGAACGUUGUGGACUGGUAUUUCUUCAUUGCGAUGAUGCGGGCAGGGGCUCAGGGAUACUUCUGGGUAAGGUUGGCCAUCCUCAUCCUGUUCAAGAUCCCGUUCGAGGUGGUCGUGUAUUCCAGCUUGCUGCCGGUGAGCGGCUAUGUGAUCGCGCUUCUGCUGGACAGCAGCUUCAUGGACCUCUUCCUCGACUCGUUCUGGGCGGCAGUGGGGGGUUCAAUCAACAUCGGACUGUUCUCGUUCUUGAAAUCUACAGCCGUCCAGAUGCGGAACGUUUGGCUCUUGUCGGUG
This is a messenger RNA of Phytophthora sojae, 456 nucleotides long. RefSeq lists its product as hypothetical. The annotation marks the transcript as partial. Lineage: Eukaryota; Oomycota; Peronosporomycetes; Peronosporales; Peronosporaceae. The record is from RefSeq and is a predicted model, not a curated record. The transcript is spliced from 2 exons.